AUGGCUGAAGCACUUGUUUCCGGUGUCUUAGAGCAGUUGACUGCAGUUGCUGGCAAAGGCAUACAACAGAAGGUGAGGCUAGUUGUUGGUGUUGACGAAGAAGUUAAAAAGCUGAGUAGCAAUCUUGAAGCUAUUCAAGCUGUGCUCGUUGACGCAGAGGCAAGGCAAGUGACAGAGACAGCUGUAAGACGUUGGUUAGAUCAGCUCAAACAGGCUUCCUACGACAUUGAAGAUGUGUUGGAUGAGUGGAACUACGCCAUUCUAAAACAAAAACUAGAGGGGGUUGAAGAUGCUACCGGUCCUAAGAAGAAGAUGUCAUUACGAAACAAAAAGAGAGGUAUAGUUUUAAUACUAUCACAAGGGUCGAAAGGCUAG
This is a messenger RNA of Mangifera indica (mango), 375 nucleotides long. RefSeq names its product putative disease resistance protein RGA4. Lineage: Eukaryota; Viridiplantae; Streptophyta; Magnoliopsida; Sapindales; Anacardiaceae. The record is from RefSeq and is a predicted model, not a curated record. The transcript is spliced from 2 exons. The coding region runs from base 1 to 375 and encodes 124 amino acids.